AUGCAAGCAGUGCUGCUUGUACUGCUAGCAUUGGUGAUAACCUUGCAAGACGUGUCCUCCAUUAAUAUUCCCGUGGAUACAACCUUCGAGUUCUCUGGUCUUCACUCCGACUUUGCUCAGCAAUUUUACGUGCUCUACACAGAACUAGACAACACUGCGCAACUCUCAAACAUCAAUGCUGAUACUUUACCUCAUGAAUUGGUCAUGCUCCUUAGUAUCAACUCGCUUUUAUGGAGUGAUCUCCCCGGUCUCUUGCAACGCGCUGUUCUUUGGGACGCUGGCUAUGUAUUAACACCCACAUAUACAGUAGCCAAGGUCUACACACGAUGUGGCCGCUCCAUGGCGGAACUAGUGGUGCCACCUAAAGCUCUUAAGCGUGCCGGUUGUGAGCUACAAGAGUGUAUGCUUGAAGAUGGAACUCAAUUCUAUCAGGCACUUAAUUGCAAUGCAUUUAAACUUUAUAGAGCAGUUCAAUGUGCAGUGGACACAAUGGACGACACAUCAGCACCGGAAUAUGCAACGGUUUGGCGAAAUGGUGGAAAAGCUAACAUGCUUCCUGAAGUCACAGUACAACGUCAUGCUUAUACGGAUUUCAACGGAGCGCCAAAUUUAAUAUUUGCACUUCAUACGACAAAGAAAGAAGCUUCAUACGCACAAUGUCCCUUUACUCCUGCUAUGGUCAUCCCCUGUGCACCGUAUAACUUGGUUAACCAGUCGAAAUUUUGCACACCAAAUGCAGGCAAGAUUGCGUCUACAUGGCUUUUAAAACACGCAGCUGAUCAUCAUCAUACUAAGACGUGGUUGCUGGUUCCGCUGUGUAUAUUCACCUUUGUCACAUUUGGUGUUGUUGCUGUUUAUCGCUACAAGUCGGCAUUGCGUGGUGAAGCUCAACAAGAAAUGGAUUUGUAUAUGCGUGAAAAUCAGCAUCUGUUUGAUAAUGGAGCAGUCGAGGCAUUUCUGGUACCUAAAUACAAACAAAGCAAUCCUUCUCGAACGUCCCAACCAUCUAAAACAAGUCAGCAGCAAUUUUUGUCCAAUUCUUCUUUUAGUAUCGAAAGUGACAGAUCUUCUAGUGCUCAGUUCUCUCAGGAUGAAUCAAAGAAGAUUCUUAGCUCUGAUCAAGGUGAAAAGAACGCUGCAGCAUUUGAUCAUUUUGACUCAACAAUUGGUUUAUCGGCGUCUUCGUUUGAUCCAUUGGUAUCCAACGCACGCAUGCAACCAUUACGAAAAGGGACAGUAUUAAAUGAGCAUGGUACGGAAAAAGUGUCAACGCUUGAUAAUGUCACGGCACGCAAAAAUGAGAUGGCCAUUCGAAGUUUACGAAUAUUCGAAUCACACCGAAAAAUACGGCGGCUUCGUGUUCCAAUGAGUGAAUUGCAGGUGCUUCGACCACUUUCGCGGGGUUCAACUGGUGAAAUUUGGCUUGCACGUCAUCGCAAUACCCAAGUCGCAUUGAAACAAUUGAUCCCGGAAAAACGUCGUCUGCUCCAUGAGAUGGAAAUGUUUUUAGCCGAAAUUUACCUUCUCGCCCAAUUGAAACAUCCUCAUAUUGUGAUGUUAAAUGGGAUUGCGUGGAAUACAUUAGGACAUGUGGUUAUGGUGCAGGAAUUAUUAGAAGCUGGUGAUUUGCAGCGUUUUCUUGCUCAUCAACGAACUAUUACAGCAACAGCUCAAGUAAAUUCAAAAUGUUCGAUUAGUACUCGUUUAAGCUCAGUGUCCCGUGGAUCGCUUCAAAUUGACAGAAGUGGAGUGCCAUCAGCAUCUUCACCUUCAAAUGGUGGAUGUGAUUAUGGUUCAGUACACUUGAUACAUACAAAUCAUUUUACAUGGUCAAAGCAUAAAUUGACAAUUGCUCAAGCUAUUACUAGUGCAUUGACGUAUUUGCACGCGCUCUCUCCAAUGGUGUUGCAUCGUGAUGUGAAGUCCCGUAAUGUUCUACUUUCAUCUUCACUCGAUGCGAAAUUGUGUGACUUUGGUAUUAGUCGACGCAAAUCUAAUGGUAAUAAGAAUGACAAAAGAGUCACAGGUGUUGCUGGUACUUUAUCAUGGACUGCUCCUGAAUUAUUGCUGGGUGAAGAGUACAAUGAGAAAAUUGAUAUUUAUUCACUUGGGAUUCUCUUUAGUGAACUAGACACGUGCACACUUCCGUAUCAUGAUCCUGUUUCUCUCGCUGAGCGACUUGUGCAACAUCCAUUGUGUUUAAUGCGCCGAAUUAUUAACGAUGGACUUCGUCCUCAGCUCUCAACCGAUUGUCCAUUGCCAAUUACACAUUUGAUUGCUGCAUGUCUAGCUCGUGAUCCAAAAUUACGUCCAAGUGCUGCAGAUGUUGGUGCUUGGCUAGCUAGUGCUCGUGGUGAACGACUACUUCGUAAAAGUUUUAGUGUCUUAAAUUCUUCCAAUUAA
Plasmopara halstedii is the source of this 2403-nucleotide messenger RNA. RefSeq names its product tkl protein kinase. The coding region runs from base 1 to 2403 and encodes 800 amino acids. The transcript has a single exon. Lineage: Eukaryota; Oomycota; Peronosporomycetes; Peronosporales; Peronosporaceae. The record is from RefSeq and is a predicted model, not a curated record. Gene Ontology annotation, molecular function: protein kinase activity; ATP binding. Gene Ontology annotation, biological process: protein phosphorylation.